Cynocephalus volans (Philippine flying lemur) is the source of this 681-nucleotide messenger RNA. It is a transcript of the gene ATP6V1E2, whose product is annotated as ATPase H+ transporting V1 subunit E2. The record is from RefSeq and is a predicted model, not a curated record. The transcript has a single exon. Gene Ontology annotation, molecular function: proton-transporting ATPase activity, rotational mechanism. Gene Ontology annotation, biological process: proton transmembrane transport. Lineage: Eukaryota; Metazoa; Chordata; Mammalia; Dermoptera; Cynocephalidae. Gene Ontology annotation, cellular component: proton-transporting two-sector ATPase complex, catalytic domain. The coding region runs from base 1 to 681 and encodes 226 amino acids.
AUGGCCCUGAGUGAUGUUGAUGUGCAGAAGCAGAUUAAGCAGAUGAUGGCUUUCAUUGAGCAGGAAGCCAGUGAAAAGGCAGAGGAAAUAGAUGCCAAGGCUGAGGAAGAGUUCAACAUUGAGAAAGGACGCCUUGUGCAAACCCAACGACUGAAGAUUAUGGAGUAUUAUGAGAAAAAGGAGAAGCAGAUAGAGCAGCAGAAGAAAAUCCAAAUGUCCACCAUGAGGAAUCAGGCAAGGCUGAAAGUUCUAAGAGCCCGAGAUGACCUCAUCUCAGUAUUGCUCAGUGAUGCAAAACUGAGACUCGACAGUAUUGUGGAGGACCCAAAAAUCUACCAAGUGCUGCUGGAUAAACUAGUGCUCCAAGCUCUGCUCCGGUUGCUGGAGCCUGUGAUGAUUGUGCGUUGUAGGCCACAGGACCUCCUCCUGGUGGAGGCUGCAGUGCAAAAAGCCAUCCCUGAAUACAUGAUGGUCUCCCAAAAACAUGUGAAGGUCCAGAUUGAUCAAGGGGCACACUUGGCUGUGAAUGCAGCUGGAGGUGUGGAGGUCUACAGCACUGAUCAGAGAAUAAAGGUUUCCAAUACCCUGGAAAGUAGACUGGAUCUCUUAGCUCAGCAAAAGAUGCCAGAAAUACGAAUGGCUUUGUUUGGAGGCAAUGCCAACAGAAAGUUUUUUAUGUAA